Molecule: messenger RNA, 2295 nt
Organism: Pistacia vera
Lineage: Eukaryota; Viridiplantae; Streptophyta; Magnoliopsida; Sapindales; Anacardiaceae
Exons: 4
Coding region: 1-2295 (764 amino acids)
Source: RefSeq, a predicted model, not a curated record
AUGGAGAACAGGAUGGAGAAUAUGGAAAAAGAAAUGAAGUCAGUGAUGGAGGACAUGAGUUCAGUCAAGACUGACAUAGGUAGUCUCAAGGAUUUCCUAACCGAGAUGACAGAGUUGAUGAGAAUGAGAGAUGAGAGGGAUGAAAAACGUGACCGCGAGAAAGAGAAGUCCCAGUCAACCUCCGGGGAUCAAGACAGUGGUUAUGGUAGAGAACAAGACCGAGAAACAAACGGGAAAAGUGAGAAGGAGGAGAAGAAGGGCCGGAAACUUGAGCUCCCAAUUUUCAAUGGAGAAGACCCUUUUGGAUGGACAUUUCGAGCAGAUCAUUAUUUUGCAAUUAACAGAUAUGGGCCAUCGGAGAUGGUGGAAGCCGCGGCAAUAUGCAUGGAAGGCAAGGCAUUGAACUGGUACCAAUGGAUGGAGGGCCGAGACCCUUUCAAAUCGUGGGAAGAGCUCAAGGCAGCCUUAAUCGCAAGAUUCCGGCCGUCGUUCCAAGGAUCUGCACAUGAAGCGCUUGUGGCGCUGAAGCAAAACUCCACCGUGACGGAAUACAGAGAAGAUUUUGAAUCCCAUACGACACCGUUGAAGGAUUUGGGGGAAGAGUUGUUGAUGGGUGUCUUUAUUAACGGGCUCAAGGAAGAAAUUAGAGCUGAACUGAGAUUGCUAAGGCCCAAUUCCCUUCAGGAUGUGAUUGAGCAAGCCCACCGUGUGGAGGAGAAAAACUGGGUCAUGGAUAGAUGCCGGCCCAAGCCUUUCAAAACCCAGGGAACCAAAGAGACAUGGGAGGACGACGAGGCCGAGAAGAGUGAACUCCCAUCGGAAAAUGACGAAAUACCCAACCCAGAAGGUAUUGACUUAGCUCUUUCUUUAAAUUCCAUUGUGGGUAUCACGUCCGACAAAACCUUGAAGGUAAAAGGGCAAAUUUGGGAUGCCGAUGUGGUGGUGUUGGUGGACAGUGGGGCGUCACAUAAUUUUAUUUCGCAUGAGUUGGUCGAGAGGCUGGGUAUUGUGGUGGAAAAGGGUAAGCUCUUUUGGGUAAUGGUGGGAAAUGGUGUCACGGUGAAGGGGGAAGGGGUGUGUCGGCAGGUUUCUCUGGAUGUACAGGGGAUUCAGAUUAGACAGGAUUUUUUCCCUUUUGAGUUGGGAGGAGCUGACAUUGUUUUAGGUGUUACAUGGCUAAGUUCCUUAGGGGAUGUGUGCGUCAACUGGAAGAAAUUAACCAUGAGGUUUCAAGUAGAGGGGAACAGAGUUAGUUUACAAAGGGAUCCAUCUCUGGUGAAGUCCAAGGUCUCCCUGAAAUCCAUGAUGCGGUCCAUUAACAACACUGGGGAAGGGUUCCUGGUGGAGUGCUUUUCAAUUGAGGAGGGAUUACUGUCCAAGGGGGAGAAUGUCAGUCCUGGUGUUCAGGCAGUUUUGGAUCAGUACAGACACCUUUUCGACCAACCAACCAAACUCCCUCCACACCGCACCCACGACCAUACCAUACCCCUCAAAGAAGGUGUGCUAGCCCCUAACAUCAAACCCUAUAGGUAUCCAUAUUUCCAAAAGAAUGAAAUUGAAAAAUUGGCGGAAGAGAUGUUAACAGCCAAUAUUAUCCAGCCUAGUACCAGUCCAUUCGCCAGCCCGGUGUUAUUAGUCAAGAAAAAGGAUGGUAGUUGGAGGUUUUGCGUUGACUACCGGGCCCUCAACGAAAUAACAAUUCUCGACAAGUUUCCAAUUCCCACCAUCGAGGAGUUGCUGGACGAAUUGGUAGGGGCAACCAUCUUCUCUAAGCUGGAUCUUCGGUCGGGAUACCACCAAAUUAGAAUUAAAGACAAAGAUAUUCCCGAAACAGCGUUUCGAAUACAUGAGAGUCACUAUGAGUUUCUGGUUAUGCCGUUCGGUUUGACCAACGCACCUUUUACGUUUCAGGCACUAAUGAACAGCAUCUUUAAGCUGGUCUUGCAUAAGUUUGUGCUGGUGUUUUUUGAAGAUAUUCUGAUAUACAGCCCGGACUUAGAAUCCCACAUCACACACCUACGACAAACUCUUAGGAUCCUGGACGAGAAUGAACUGGUAAUGAAUGAAAAACUUAGUCCCAGAUUUUAUGGACCCUUCCAAGUCUUGGAGAAAAUUGGUCAGGUGGCCUACAAGAUGGAACUACCCACGACAGCCCGUAUUCACCCAGUUCAGCCGGCUGAAUUGUUGGAUGUGGGCACCCUUAUGGAUGGAUCCACUGAGGUUCUCAUCCGUUGGCAGGAUCUGCCUGCUUUUGAUGCUACCUGGGAAUCUCAGGAUGGGGGUUCCAUCAGAUGA